AUGGUGAUGCUAAACAUGUAUGAUAAGGAGAAAAAAGUAACAAUUUAUGCAACAACCGAAAAAUUAAGUUAUAACCCUAAAUCGUUAAGUUGUCAAGAUAAAGUUAUUGAUGAAUCUGAUGAUGAAAAUGAGACAGACUCAGUUUAUCCAAGUCAAGAAAGCUAUCAUAGUCUUCGUAGUUUUGAUAACGAAUAUGAACUUCUAAGUUAUGGGGAAACUUAUGCAUAUAGUAAGAUGAAUCCAUUUAUGAAAGUGAAUUCUAAAUUCCCAAGUGUAAUUGCUUUUAUGGAGAUAAAAAGUGCAAGUGGAGAAUUCAUGCUUUUCUUACACAAGAUGGGGUUACUUUUGAAUAAAUUGCAAAGAUGUUCACAGACCGUUGUUGGUCCUCCAUUACAUAACAGUUGGAUAGAGAUUGAUAAAACACUGAUAGCUGGAAUACGUCCUGUAGUUUUCUCCUCAACCCACUGUAUAGUUGGAGAUGCAAUUAUCUUCUACAACCGACAAAAGAAAGCCUUUAUAAUUCAUGGGGUGAGGGUUGAUGAGUAUCAAUCAGCUAAAGGAGCACCAACUGACCCAUCAAUUAGAAAUUUAGAUGCUCUUGAUCUUGCGACAGUGGUGGAGAACCACGAUAUCUCAAAGAGACACCACCAGGGUGAUGUUGAACAAUACGUUUGGAAUUCUCAAGCAGGUGGGUCCUUCACGAGUACCCAUGGCAUUGAUGAAACCCGUGGAAGAAACACAAAAAUCACCCCCUUCCUAAAGGGAUACCAACUUGAGUAUCUUGAGGAGCACAGUUUUGAGGAAUUAAGUAAGAAGCGAUCUGAUUUCAUGAGUUACACAAUAUCCAUAUGGAUUGAGAAGAUGAUCAAGGAAGAGAUCUCUAACAGGGAGGAUAGGAUGGCUCAUUAUUUCCUACAUGUUGUCUCUCUAUUGUUCUCUUCAUUAGAACUUCAUACGAAGUCUGCUACUGAUAUUAGAAUUGGGGUGUUAGAGGAAAAGACUGUAGCAAUGCAAGCUUGUGGGUUAUUUGUUCUGAAUACAAAGAGUGUUUAUGUCCCACAUUUGGAAGCGUCUUGUGGAUAUCUGAUAUGGUCUACUGGUUAUUUCCAUGAAGAUACAUUAAGGGUUGUUGAUACAGCUUAUAAAAUGAGUGUGUGGGCUGCAAAGCAAAGAGAUGUGUGGGUUAAUGAACAUAGCGAUACAAAGAACACGAUUAAAAGAAUCAAAGAUGGGUUAAAGGUGAAAGAGACGGAUGAUGGACAGCAGCAGCAGGAGAAGUUUGAGGGAUUUGUUGUCUCUUUUCUCGAACCACUGAUCUUAUACUUACACAGUUGCUUGCAUUACAAUCUUACUACAAAAAACAAUUUCAAGAUCAAGACUAAGACAGAUAAUUGGAAAAUUCCCAAAACAUUAGUAAGUGUCACCAAACCAAACCUAAAUGACAAACACAAGUAA
Molecule: messenger RNA, 1455 nt
Organism: Lactuca saligna
Lineage: Eukaryota; Viridiplantae; Streptophyta; Magnoliopsida; Asterales; Asteraceae
Source: the annotation of a GenBank genome assembly